Molecule: messenger RNA, 942 nt
Organism: Protomyces lactucae-debilis
Lineage: Eukaryota; Fungi; Ascomycota; Taphrinomycetes; Taphrinales; Protomycetaceae
Exons: 1
Coding region: 1-942 (313 amino acids)
Biological process (GO): regulation of store-operated calcium entry
Cellular component (GO): endoplasmic reticulum membrane
Source: RefSeq, a predicted model, not a curated record
AUGAAGUUCAGCUCUUUACUGCUCAUUGCUACUCAGAUCAGCUUUGCGCUUAGCUUUGGAAGAGACAAAGGCGUACCACUUGCCAGCGUCAGAACUCUGACUCUGCGAGCAGGCCAGCUCACAACAGGCCGGCGCUCAAAAGUACCACAGCUCAAGUGCGUGGGAGGCUCAGCUCAGGGCUUGUAUGAGGUAGAUGUCCUACAGUGCCGUAAUCUUGGCCCACAAUACACGUUAGAUGAUAUUCAAUGGUCUUGCACAGCGGCCAGAUUGCCAGAUAGCUAUCAACUUGGCUCGACUGAGGUCAUCUGUGAGGGCUUCAAUCAUCCGGACGACACAAACAUCACGCCAGGCUCUUGCGGUGUCGAGUAUACCCUGCAUCUGACUGAUAUUGGGGAGAAGCGCUACAGCGGCUUUGCUCGCGUCCACAGACUGCGACAUGGCUCAACCUGGUUUUCGAAAGCCUUCUCAUUGCUUUUCGUUGGUGUGCUCGGCUUUAUCAUUUACAACUUGUACAAGAGCUGUACGAGGCCUGGUCAUCGAGCAGCCGGAGGGAGGCGUCCAGGCGGAGGAUGGGGUGGCUUCUUCGGUGGCGGUGGAACAGGUGGUGGAGGAGACGACCAUGGUAAUGCACCUCCGCCAUACUCAAGGGGCAAGUACGCUUCUCAACAAUCAACGCAAGCAGCAUCUGGUAUGUCUCCAUGGGCAGCAGCAGGACUCGGCGCGGCAGGUUAUAUGCUUGGUCGCUUGACCAGCGGCAACAAUAGGGAGAGAGAGGAUGGCUAUGCACGCACCAGCAGCUGGGGUGCUCGGCCUAACUACGGUGCUCCACAGGGGUCCUUUGACCAUGACGACUAUGGUGCAGGCCCGUCGGGCAGUGGGUCGGGCUCAAAUAUGGGACCCAUGCGCAGCUCUACUGGGUUUGGCGGGACCCGUCGACGCUGA